Messenger RNA from Helobdella robusta, 1110 nucleotides. RefSeq lists its product as hypothetical. The record is from RefSeq and is a predicted model, not a curated record. Lineage: Eukaryota; Metazoa; Annelida; Clitellata; Rhynchobdellida; Glossiphoniidae. The annotation marks the transcript as partial. The transcript is spliced from 9 exons. Gene Ontology annotation, biological process: protein modification process.
CCAACCUACUUCAUUGCAGGCAACAAUGGAACUGCCCUAGUAGACGAGAUUUUGAAUGGUUUCGGUUGGAGGAGGAUAAGAGAGAAAAAUGACGAGCUCUUCAAAUUGAAAUGGAGCGAGUUGAAGGCCUCCAUUGAUUACAAUAACUUCAGAGAGGGUGAACAACUGGUCAACCACAUUCCAAAUUGCGAAAUCCUAACAAACAAGCAAGGUUUAUUAAACAGCUUACAAGAGUAUGGCAAAAUAAACGCUGCGAACCACAAGCAGCCAGUCAAACUGGACUUUUUCCCGGAAACGUACAAAGUCGACGAUCCAAAAGAUAAAGAAAAAUUCCUGGCUACCUACAAAGAGGAUGAUAUCUGGAUCUGCAAGCCGACAGGUAGAAACCAAGGUAAGGGGAUCUUCUUAAUUUGGAAUUCGGAGGAAUGUUACAAGGCGGUCACCCAGGACAACUCUCCUAACCCCACCAGGUUCAGACCUCUCAACAGAAUCAUACAACGGUACAUAUCUAAUCCUCUGCUCAUAAACAACCGGAAAUUCGACAUCCGAUGUUACAUGCUCAUUGCGAGUACCUCCCCAUACGUUAUCCUCUACCACAAAGGCUACAUUCGACUCUCCAUGUACAACUACGACAAAAACAGCGACAACAUGCUGACACACCUAACAAAUCAGUACAUUCAGAAAAAAGACCCGAAAUAUGGAGAGCGAAAAGAGGAUACUGUGUGGAGCAUGGACAAAUUCAAUGACUACGCCAACAGAAACUUCGCAGAGAGCAAGAACGUCGGCAGAAAUUGGGUUUAUAACGGCUUAACGGAAAAAAUGAAAUCGAUCAUAAUGGUCUGUUUCAACUCCGUUAAGAAUAAAUUGCAAAGACGGUUGGGCUAUUUUGAGUUGUAUGGCAUGGACUUUCUUGUCGAUGAGAAUAUGAAAGUUUGGCUGAUAGAAAUAAAUAUGAACCCCAGUUACACCAUCAACUGCGGAGCUCUUAAGGACGUCAUUCCAGGUUUACUCAAAGAAACUCUAGAUAUAGCCAUCGAAUGUUUCGAGAAGGGACGGCGAAGAAAGCCUCUUCUACCAUUGAAUUCGCGCCAAAACUACGAAGUAUUAUAC